Molecule: messenger RNA, 2970 nt
Organism: Chlamydomonas reinhardtii
Lineage: Eukaryota; Viridiplantae; Chlorophyta; Chlorophyceae; Chlamydomonadales; Chlamydomonadaceae
Exons: 1
Coding region: 2-187 (61 amino acids)
Source: RefSeq, a predicted model, not a curated record
GAUGCGCGUUUUUAUGCGGGCGGCGAGAAGGCCCUCAAGAGGCCGUGCGUCAUACAAGCGCCCAACGCCACGGUCCAGCAGCCUGUUGGCUAGUGCCCAGUUCCGUGUGCUAAUAAGUAGCUGGUACUGCCGACGGCCAGCAGCGUUCUCAAGAGGCGCUUCAGGUGCAGGUAGAAUUGUCUCAUGAUGCUUUCGUGGGUGAAUGCCCGAAUUGUGGGCGCCAAUUGACGGGGUUAGCUGCAUAUGGUAAGGAACAAACCAUUUGGUGUGUGCGGCGGGAUGCUUUCUGCAAUGUGUGGAGCGCCCAUUUGUGUGUGCGUUUUUUGCACCUCGGCGUCGCGCCAUUGACUGGCUGCGUGCGUCGGGUGCGCCGUGUCGCGAACCAAACCUCCCCGGUCUGUGGUCAUGCCGCUCGUGCGCUGUCAGGGUGUCGCGCAGCUUGUACGCAUUGAUUACUCAACGCCGGGCUGUACAGGGUACGGCGCAUCAACCUGUUGGGCCGUUCACAUCGGUGGCGGUGCUGUGCUGAUGCGCGUCAUGCUAACUCGCGUUGUCUUACCCCGCGUGCAGCGAAGUGUGCCUGCGCGUGCCGCUGUACGAAUGUCUGUUCUAUAGUACACGCUUGCCCGGGCGAAGUUGGGACUGUGCAAAGAGGUUCAGUGGUUGCGGUGUACCAGAUGGCUAAAAUGCUCGUGUAGGUCUCAGAAAACGCUGUGUUUGGUGCGGCGCGCUGUACGCACUGACCACCUCUGCAUACCGCACGGCGCAUCGGGGGCGGCCAUCACGCAAUUUGCUCCAGUCCGUAGCCUUGGCGUGCCCGUUGUGGCUUUGCCCGCCCACGGCCGCCCGGCUGGAGCAUGCUCGCCCCCAUGUGCAUUUGGCUGCCUGGCUGCUGCUGCUGUCUUGCCAGGGCGUUCUGCAUGUUCACAGCCCCGGCAGCACCAGGCAUUGCACGCAUGCAGAGGCAGCCUUGUGCCGCCAUGAGCAAACGAACGAAAAAUGUGCAAGGAGCAUCGAAAUGAUGUCUGUGAUUUAUGCACCCACUAAUACUGCGCGUGUUUCUCGCUGUUUCAAUGAACAAGUGUGUCUCUGACGACGUGCUGUGCCAGCUGGGCUAAGUAGAUGUUAAUGGUCCGCUUAGCGUAGAAUGCGCGUGGUGGCAGGACAAGGCAACACCUGCCACUGGACGACCCGUUCACUGAGCCGGCCGGCUGGUACGAACUGACUCUCCGUGCGCCCCAAGGUGGUGGGGUGUUAAGGACGUGAGGGAGAUAACCUGCACUAGCGUGGUGUGUGUGUGUGCGUGACGUUCGUCCGUUGUUAGGGUGGUUCGAGAAAGAAGUUUUCCCCCAUGGUUAUGUGGUUGACGCAUGGCAGGACCUGCGCGCGCACGCAGGCGGUCCCGGCAUCAGCCGGGAUGCCGGUACGCAUGCUGGAAUUGCUGAGUGUUCACGUAGUAGCCGACGUGUGCGAAGAGCAGCACUACGACGAACGCUGUGGUCGCUCGGCGAUGCGAGUGCGUGUCCGCAUGACGCCCGGGCGGGACGCACUUCCUGGCCAGGCGCUCCAAACAUUCGCGUGCACACUGGCGGAGUGCUAGUGGGUUCGUGUGGGUCGCAGGAAGCUGGUACUUGCGCGUGUGCGAAAGUAUAUUCGGUUGCCGUCAUGUGGUUGUGCACACUUGCCGGUGCACACAGUAGUCGGGGGAAAUCGAACUACUGGUGGAUUUAGGAAAGGGAGAAGUAGGGUAGGUAAAACGCCGAUUGUUGUACACGGAUGCCCGAGGAGUUGUACAGCGGCUUUGCGACAGCUGUGCGGCGGAGACAUUCGGCUGCGGUUGGAUGGCUGCUUUCUAAAGUGGUGUCAAGUAUGGUUCUUGGUCGUGGCGCAACGGAGAAUGGCCGCGCGGCAGAUAGGCUGACGGGGUCUGUGGUACGCAACAAGUGUGCAUGGCAGAGAGAGGCGCGCACCGCAUCCUCUGGGGUAGCCCUUGCCCGGCGCCACCAGGAGGUCUGCGGCUGCACUGCUACACGUGCCUCGCAAAUGCUGCGCCAGUGGAAUGCGCAUGAAGGGUUCGGGAUUGAUUUUCCAUUUCUGUUGCGAAGGUGAAGGAACGCUGGGCCUGGCGGGCUAGCGCAGGGCGAGCUUCACCACCAGACGACGCAAACAAGUGCUGGUGUUAUGGCGAGGUGUGCGAAGCAAGGAGGUGUUCGGCCAGGCUGUGGACGACGAAUGGUGGUCGAUGAGAAUAGGCGAGACCGAAGUCGUUGGGCCGGCAGCGGCAUGGAUGCGGCGAUGUGGAUGAGGAAUGGAAUUGAGUGGAUGGAAGUAGGGCUGCGGUUGCCCUCAGGCGGUUCGCGCGGGGACAUGGCCGUUUUACGGUUUGUGCCCCGCAGCCACGCGGCACCCAAAAAGUAGAGGGGUUUGGGCGGGGAUUUCGCGGUAUUGUGCACGCUUGUUGUUGACGUGCGGAGCAGAGGAUGCUGUGGAGCAUGGGCCUCGAUGGGGCAUGCGGCAGUAGCCGCCUGGGUAUGCACCCGCACACCAGUGUGGACGCUGCCCCCGCCUGGCAACAUGGCGUGCAUGAAGUCGCUAAAGAUAAGACUGCCAGGGCUGACGCAGUGUUGAUGGGGACUAGCAUAUUGCGUGCACGUUGAUCGCGGCGCGGAAAGGGGUCAGUAGUAGUGCGAGUCUUUGCAUUUAGGUUGUGGCACUGGCGCCGUGGUGCGAUGCCCGAGGAACGAAGUAAUGUGAGCACGGUGGCGGCAGGCACAUGGGUACCUCCGCGCCAAGCAGGGUAGCAGGCGGUCUGGCCUGCGCCUGGCUAUAGUGCGGUCAGGUUGCACCGAGUGCUGUUGUGCCCAUCAAGCUACAUCUUCAUGAGGGUGGGCGCUGCAGAUGCCGUGAUGUGUGUGGAAGUAGCAGUGCUCCUCGCGAACCCGCGCGUAGUUGUAAGCUUCUGGCAAUCAU